UAUAGGUGGCGAUCAUUUGCACAAGUGUGUCAAGACGCACAGAGAAGCCGACCAUCGAAGAGGAGAACUGCAUCCGCCGAUGAAUACAGCAUUUCAGCCAACACUGACCCGUAAAUAAAGACCAGCGUAUUUAUUUUAGAUACACAGACUACCUGUAUUUUUUGUCAGUCCCUCACCAUGACGACCGGUGCUGAUGUGAGGGAUAUUCUGGAGCUGGCAGGAGGAGACAAUGAUUCAGGACCCAUCAGCAAGAAGGACAUCAUCAACUCAGACAAGAAAAAAGCCAAGAAAGUGACAGAGACUUUAACCUUCAAGAGACCAGAAGGAAUGCACAGAGAAGUUUAUGCCUUGCUGUAUUCAGAUAAAAAUCGGGAUGCCCCUCCCCUGUUACCGAGUGAUACUACGCAAGGCUACCGGACAGUGAAAGCGAAACUGGGCUGUAAGAAGGUGAGGCCCUGGAAGUGGAUGCCAUUCUCUAAUCCAGCCAGAAAAGAUGGAACCAUCUUCCAUCACUGGAGACGUGCAGCAGAGGAGGGAAAGGACUACCCAUUUGCUCGCUUCAGCAAGACUGUGCAGGUGCCUCUGUACUCAGAGCAGGAGUAUCAGAUGUAUCUUCAUGACGAUGGAUGGACGAAAGCUGAAACGGAUCACCUGUUCGACUUGUGCAAACGUUUCGACCUGCGGUUUAUUGUUAUACAUGAUCGCUAUGAUCACCAACAGUACAGAAAACGCUCUGUUGAGGAUCUUAAGGAGCGUUAUUACCACAUUUGUGGCAAACUGACAAAAGUUCGGGCAGGAACAGGUACAGAGCCUAAGAUCUACAUAUUUGAUGCUGGUCAUGAGAGACGCAGGAAAGAGCAGCUCGAGAGACUUUUCAACCGCACUCCAGAGCAGGUGGCAGAAGAGGAAUACCUGAUCCAGGAGCUGAGGAAGAUUGAGACGCGCAAGAAGGAGCGUGAAAAGAAGGCCCAGGACCUCCAGAAGCUCAUUACAGCUGCUGACACGACGACAGAGAUGCGCAGAGCUGAACGCAAAGCCACCAAGAAGAAGCUGCCGCAGAAACGAGAGACAGAAAAACCUGCUGUUCCUGAAACCGCAGGCAUCAAAUUCCCAGACUUCAAAUCUGCUGGUGUUUCACUACGGAGUCAGAGAAUGAAGCUGCCCAGCUCAGUUGGACAGAAGAAAAUAAAAGCAAUUGAACAGAUCCUGACGGAGCAAGGAGUGGACCUCAACCCCAUGCCCACAGAGGAGAUUGUGCAUAUGUUUAACGAGCUCCGCAGCGACCUAGUCCUGGUUUAUGAGUUGAAGCAGGCCUACAGUAACUGUGAGUACGAACAGCAGAUGUUGCGGCACCGCUAUGACGCUCUGCUAAAAUCAGGGGGCGCCGUCACACCACUGAGUGAGAGCAGUGGAGCACCUGACAGUCAAUCCUGGCCCUGCGUUGAUGACAUCAAAACCGAAGCCAAAGAGCAGCUUAUUGAUGUGGUUGGAGCUCCACUCACUCCAAAUUCGCGCAAACGCAGAGAAUCUGCCUCAAGUUCCUCAUCUAUUAAGAAGGUGAAGAAACCGUGACAUAAAUGACUUUGUAAACUCAAUUGGACAUUUUUUGGAAGAGGAUAGAGAGGUUUGUGGAGCUCUCUUAAGUGAUUGCCUGCUUCAGGGUCAGAGGGUAAGGUUGUGGUUGUAGGUCAUCUGUUAUGUGCUCUUUUGAUGACCGCUCUCUCUGUUAAUGUAUUCAUCACAAUGACUACCCUCUCUGUCCACCACCCCUCAAUCCCACCUGCUUCC
This is a messenger RNA of Sinocyclocheilus grahami, 1788 nucleotides long. Its product is annotated as DNA methyltransferase 1-associated protein 1-like. The record is from RefSeq and is a predicted model, not a curated record. The transcript has 11 exons. NCBI's taxonomy places the organism in Eukaryota, Metazoa, Chordata, Actinopteri, Cypriniformes, Cyprinidae. Gene Ontology annotation, biological process: DNA repair; negative regulation of transcription by RNA polymerase II; chromatin remodeling. Gene Ontology annotation, cellular component: Swr1 complex; nucleus; NuA4 histone acetyltransferase complex. Bases 178 to 1572 code for a protein of 464 amino acids. Gene Ontology annotation, molecular function: transcription corepressor activity.